AUGGCGACGGUCGAGCCCGUUCCCGCGCAUGUGGCUGGCACGUUCGACAUCGGCAUGUUCGAAUGUAACAAGCACAAGGCCUGCGCCGACGGCAACGCGUGCGUCUGCUGCAUCGCGCACAUUGGCCCGACUUGCUGCUUCUACACCGACCUCGAGGCAAAAGCGGGAGUCGUCAAUGAGUGCGGCCCGGACAACACCUUCUGGAUGCUAUGCUGCGCCACGCCGCUUCGCAUGGGCGGCUCUGCCUUCCCUCCUCUCCGCGUUGCCGGCUUCUGCUGCGAGGGGCAGGCCCUCCUCGCCACACGUCAGGCCGUGCUCGAGAAGUACAAAAUCCAGGAAGACCCGUGCGAGACAACGAUCUACGCCUUCUGCUGCGGCACGUGCGCCAUGGCGCAGCAGUCCAACCAGCUGAUGACCCACGAAGGCUUCGUCAUGGACGGGCCCCAGAAGGUCAAGAAGGCGGAGCCGCCCAAGCUCACCGAGAUGCCUCGCGCGUGA
Messenger RNA from Emiliania huxleyi CCMP1516, 498 nucleotides. RefSeq lists its product as hypothetical. NCBI's taxonomy places the organism in Eukaryota, Haptophyta, Isochrysidales, Noelaerhabdaceae. The coding region runs from base 1 to 498 and encodes 165 amino acids. The transcript has a single exon. The record is from RefSeq and is a predicted model, not a curated record.